ACCAAAGCCGCUGCACCUACUGCCUCCCCCAGCCCUCCCAGCUUCGGUGUAGGUAAACCCGGCCCCUGCCAGCGAGCUCCGAAAGGCCGCCAGCCAUCCUCUCAGCAUAGCAACCACCUCAUUCCAACCACCACCAAGACCACUCUCACAAUGGGUCGCAACGGAGGAGAUCUUGCCAAACUCGUAUCUGCCGGUGGCGCCGCCGCGGCCAUUGGUGGAGCCUACAAGUUUGGUGAAUUUCUGUUCCAUGCCAAAAAGCUCCGCGACGUCGGUCCCGCCAACGCAGUCUACGUGCGCUUGAUCAAUCGCGUUCGCGCUGAUCUUGAUGAGGUCCGACGUCUCCUCACUGUUCGCGAAGUUCACGAUGCGCUCGAGGCCAACAAAGAAAAAGCGAAGUGGGUUUAUGGUGCUAUGCGAGAUGUGCGCGGAGCCCUCGAGAACAUCUCCCCCCAUACCGAGCGUGUGGGCGGCGAUGUCGACGGUGGCAGGCGUAUUGGCAUCCGCCACCGUGUUUACUGGCUUAUGAGCGAAAAGGAAAAGCUGGAGAACAGGGAGAAGGAGCUGCUUGUCGCCCACUCCAGUCUGAACGAGGUGCUAGGCUUCUUGACGGCUUUGGAGCCCGAUGAGAGCAAGCACCAGGGAAAGCACCGCCGUGAAGACAAGGAGAGGGUUGACAAGAAGGUCGACAAGAGGGUCGACAUUGACAUUGAUGUUAGGCAUGAUGCUCCAGGCCGGGAACGAGUGGAGCGAGAAGUGUGGGUAGAGCAUGACGACCGUCGUCCCAACCGCAGGGUUGUUGAAGAGAGAGAAACCUGGGUUGAGCAUGAGACCCGUGCCCCUCGUAGAUUCGAGGAACACAUUGUGCACCUCGACCAUCACGACCACCACGACCGCCAUGAUCACCAGCACCGCGGCCCUCGUCGCGUCGAAGAGCACUACGUCGAGCAUGAACAACGUGGGCCUGGCCACUACGAUCAGCGUGACACAUGGGUAGACGAGUACGGGCGCCCACGUCGCUACGAGGAGCGUGAAGUCUACACCGACCAACAUGGUCCCCGUCACCCCGACGGCCGCUACGUAGACGAGCGCGAACUCUACGUGGAGCGCGAUCCCCGCGAUCCCCGCCACGUCGAAGCCCGCUACAGUGAGCGCGGCCCUAGCCACUAUGAAGAAAAACGCUACGAAGAGCGCCGCUUCAACGAGCCUCUAGGCCGUCGCUCCGAAUCCUUCGAGGACCGCAUGCCCGAGCGCGAGUCCUGGAGGCAGAGCGAGAUCCGCCGCCCGCAGAUGGGUGGCCGCCCCAGCCAGUACGCCGAGUACGGCGCGCCGCAACCCUCCGGUGCUGCGAAUUACAACGGACUACCGCCCAACCCGGACUUUGAGCGUGAGGUCUGGAUUGAGGAGAAGGAAGACUUCCGAUACGAUCAGUACGGCAAUAGGCUUCCCGACCGCUACUUCCCCAAUAUGCCUCCUCGAGGGCCCAGCCGCAUGUGA
This is a messenger RNA of Periconia digitata, 1494 nucleotides long. The record is from the annotation of a GenBank genome assembly. Lineage: Eukaryota; Fungi; Ascomycota; Dothideomycetes; Pleosporales; Periconiaceae.